AUGGAAAAUGAUGAUAUAUAUAGCGAUAAAUUUGAAAAAGCAUUUGACCUAUUAAGUAAGCUUGGUAAAGGUGGUUAUGGAGAAGUGUAUAGGGUCCAACAGACUGAAAUGAAAAAUGUAUUAGAUGAAACUAGAAAACUAAUAAAACUUCGUUCAAAAUUCGUUAUUCAAUACUACUAUUCAUGGAUUGAAUGCAAUUAUCUUUACAUUCAAAUGGAGUUAUGUGUCGAUAAUCUCAGCAAUCUUUUGCAUACAAAAAAAUCCCUAUUUAAUGAAUUAAUGAUCAAUUCGCAAUUUUAUAUAUUGUAUGAAAUAUUUCGUGAGCUCACAGAAUGUGUGCAAUAUUUGCAUCAAAAUAAGAUCAUUCACAGAGACCUUAAACCGGAUAAUGUGUUGAUUUCAAUGGACGGACGCAUAAAGUUAUGUGACUUUGGUUUGUCUAAAGAAGUCUUAAAUUGUGACCCGUUUCGUAUGUCUAAAGUGAAACAUACGGCAGAUGUGGGAACUGAUGACUAUAUGGCACCGGAAGUCCAGACUAAUGAAUACAACCAUUUGAUUGAUAUCUACAGUCUUUCCCUAAUUGGGGCUCAAAUUUUUGGCUUCAAUACAUACGAUAUUAUUGACGGAAAAAACAAGGAUAAUUAA
Molecule: messenger RNA, 645 nt
Organism: Oppiella nova
Lineage: Eukaryota; Metazoa; Arthropoda; Arachnida; Sarcoptiformes; Oppiidae
Source: the annotation of a GenBank genome assembly